This is a messenger RNA of Amaranthus tricolor (Joseph's coat), 1611 nucleotides long. Its product is annotated as UDP-glucuronic acid decarboxylase 3. The record is from RefSeq and is a predicted model, not a curated record. NCBI's taxonomy places the organism in Eukaryota, Viridiplantae, Streptophyta, Magnoliopsida, Caryophyllales, Amaranthaceae. Gene Ontology annotation, molecular function: UDP-glucuronate decarboxylase activity; NAD+ binding. The transcript has 13 exons. Gene Ontology annotation, cellular component: cytoplasm. Bases 373 to 1401 code for a protein of 342 amino acids. Gene Ontology annotation, biological process: D-xylose metabolic process.
AUCUUAAGUUAGGCGUAAUUUCAAUGUCGUUAUUGUUAGCAGCAUAACCAUCAUAACCAUGAUUUCGAUUGGCAGAUUUCCCACCUUUUCUUGAUUUUGAAGCUACGAUAUAAAAAUAUUCACAAAAUUAAAGUUUUAAUUAAUCAAAAUUGCGUAAAAAUCGCGUUUUCUCGCUCAUCUGGCAUGUGGGUUUGGCGAUGUUUGGUUGGGAAAGUUUCUCUAUUAUGGUCUCUGUGGAUCAUAUUAUUUAUUUUGUUAUUUCACACUAUAAAUACUGCAAUCUUUGCAUUCCUUCGAUUUCAACCAAAUUAGGGUUUUUUUCUUCUUCUUUCAGUCUUUAAGUGUAAAUUGAUUGAGUAGGAGAUCUGAAAGAUGGCAUCUAAUGGAGAGAAGCAAUCAGCAACCAAGCAACCUCCUGCCCCUUCUCCUUUGAGAAAUUCUAAAUUCUAUCAGUCAAACAUGAGAAUUUUGGUUACAGGAGGAGCAGGUUUUAUUGGCUCCCACUUGGUUGAUAGAUUGAUGGAAAAUGAAAAGAAUGAGGUGAUUGUUGUUGAUAACUACUUUACUGGUUCAAAGGACAACCUUAAGAAAUGGAUUGGACACCCGAGAUUUGAGCUUAUCCGUCAUGAUGUCACAGAACCAUUAUUGGUGGAGGUUGAUCAGAUAUAUCACCUUGCCUGCCCUGCAUCACCUAUUUUUUACAAACACAACCCUGUAAAGACAAUCAAGACGAAUGUGAUGGGUACACUAAACAUGCUAGGGCUUGCCAAGCGUGUUGGAGCCAGGAUUCUGCUUACUUCUACAUCAGAGGUGUAUGGUGAUCCACUUGUGCAUCCUCAACCCGAAACUUACUGGGGAAAUGUUAAUCCAAUCGGAGUUCGUAGCUGUUAUGAUGAAGGAAAACGUGUUGCAGAAACCUUGAUGUUUGAUUAUCAUAGGCAGCAUGGAAUCGAAAUUCGUGUAGCUCGUAUCUUUAACACUUAUGGGCCUCGUAUGAAUAUCGAUGAUGGUCGUGUUGUUAGUAACUUCAUUGCUCAAGCACUUAGAGAUGAACCAUUGACAGUUCAGGCACCUGGAACUCAGACUAGGAGUUUCUGUUAUGUUUCUGACAUGGUUGAUGGUCUGAUUAGACUCAUGGAAGGAGAACACACUGGGCCUAUCAACAUUGGAAACCCUGGUGAAUUCACCAUGCUUGAACUUGCUGAGACUGUGCAAGAGUUGAUCAAUCCAAAGGUGAAGAUUAUAUCAGUGGAGAACACACCCGAUGACCCAAGACAGAGGAAACCGGAUAUCUCAAAAGCCAAGGAACUCCUGGGUUGGGAACCCAAGGUGAAGUUGAGAGAAGGACUCCCUCUCAUGGAAGAAGACUUCCGCCUCAGGCUCGGAGUUCCUAAGAACUAAAACUCAAUGUCCCAUAUCCAUAUAAGAGGGUUGAAAGAGAGCUGAGUCUGAAUCUUGUGGAUUGAAUUGCUUCAUCUUACGAUUUUGUUUACCCACUCCCAGUCAAAUAAUUUUGAGGGAAUGACUAUGGAGCAUUGUUUUUGUUUGCCUUGUUUGUUCUACUUAUUAUACUUAUAAAAUCAAUACAUCAACUUUCAUUCUUCUUUUUCA